Engraulis encrasicolus (European anchovy) is the source of this 1496-nucleotide messenger RNA. It is a transcript of the gene hirip3, whose product is annotated as HIRA interacting protein 3. Gene Ontology annotation, cellular component: nucleus. NCBI's taxonomy places the organism in Eukaryota, Metazoa, Chordata, Actinopteri, Clupeiformes, Engraulidae. The record is from RefSeq and is a predicted model, not a curated record. Bases 127 to 1464 code for a protein of 445 amino acids. The transcript is spliced from 8 exons.
GUAGGACUUUUAUUUUGUAUUUUCCCCCGAGCCUAUGGCGUACCCUACGUCAUGACGUAGAAGAAGCGUCGAUGACAGUGGUGCGCGCCAAUUGAGUUUGUAAGCAAACGAUAAAAACACUACGAGAUGAUGAUGUUGGAAGACACGAUUCGGACUUUCGUCCGCAAAGAGCUCCGGCAGGGUGAUCUCAGUUCCCUGACUCUAGGCAUCCUAAAGGGGCGGUACCAAAAGCAUGUGGGUGUGGACAGCCUGUCUGCAGACGAGCGACACGUACUGAAGAGAGUAGUGGAACAGGAGCUGCUUAACAUGAAGGAGCAGCAGGACGAGGAUGAUCAGCACGAGAAGGUGGCGACAGGGGACACACACACACUUAAACACUCCAAACGCAAGAGGGAGGAGGAGGAAGAAGAAGAAGAAGAAGAAGAGGGCACCGCAGCCAAGAAGCCCAGAGCAGAUGACAGCGACGACGAUGAUGAUGGUGAGAUUCAGCGGAAGGUGAAGAGAGAGAGGAAGAAAGCCGCUCAGACGUCCAGCGAGGAGGAGGAGGAAGAACCGGAAAAGGCGAAACAGCCAAUAGGCAAGAAGAAGAAGAAAGAGGAAGCGGAAGAGAGUGAUGAGGAAGAGGACAAGAGUGACGCUGAGGUGAAGAAAGAAGAGAGUGAUGAUGAUGAUGAUAGUGAUGAGGUGAAGAAAGAGGAGAGUGAUGAGGAUGAGGUGAAGAAAGAGAAAAGUGAUGAUGAGGAUGAGGAGGAAGAUGAAGAAGUGAAACAGGAAGAGUCAUCUGAUGAAGAACCGCUUGCAAGGAAAGGGAGUGCUGAAGCGGCGGGACAGGAAGGGGAUUCAGACUCCUCCUCUUCCUCUCUGCCCUCAUUGGACGAGGACGAGGAUGAGGGCGGGGUUAAAGCCAAGUCAGGGCCAGGGCGUAAGAAGACUGAAGCAAAAGAGAAGGCGGAGCCUAAAGAGAGGAAGAAGAGCGAUGACAAGAAGGAGAAAAAGAAAAAGAAGGACGAUGAGGAUGACAAAAAGAAGGAGGACAGGGCGCUGACUCGUCUGAAGCGCUACAUCGCCCUCUGUGGUGCCCGCCGGAACUACAAGAAGCUUCUGGAAGGAUGCAAGUCCAAGAAGUCCAAACUGGAGGCACUGAACAGGGAGCUACAAGCACUGGGAGUGGAAGGCAACCCCACUAUUCAGAAGUGUAAGCAAGCUCGUAAGAUGAGGGAAGAAGCUCAGGAGCUGGCGGAGCUGGACAUGAGUAACAUCAUCACCACACAAGGUCGUCCGCCACGGCGGCAGGCCACGAGGGGAAUGUUUGAGAGGCCGAGUCCGUGCAAGAGCGAGAGUGUGUCGCAUAAGCGCGUCUUGGACUCCGACUCGGACGGCGAGGCCAGCAGGGGGAAGCAGCGCACCGCAGACUGGAGAGGCGGCCUGAAGGGCAUCAUAAGCGAUGAAGACAGCGACGACUAGCGUGUGCGUGUGUGCGUGUGUGUGUGUGUGUG